AGCAUUUAGCAAAAUCAAAAACAUGCCAAACGAUUCUUCAAAGACUUAUUGUUUGUUACGGUUUCCAUUAGUGCUUCUUCUUCUCUUCCUCGUCUUUUCUUCUUUCCCUAAUACUGGAUCUCCACCUCAACAUUUUUUUUCAAUUGCUCUAUCUCCUCCUUUUCAUCACACAAAUGCUUUACAAUCUUCAUCUCCUUCUUCUUCGUUAUACUCUCCUCCUAUUCCCAUAACGAAAAGGAGCAACCUUGAGAAAAGAGAAGAAGAGUUGAGGAAAGCAAGGACUGCAAUCAGAAGAGCCGUCAAGUUUAAGAAUUACACGUCCAACGAAGACGUUACUUACAUUCCCACUGGCCAGAUCUACAGAAACUCAUUUGCCUUUUAUCAGAGUCACACAGAAAUGAUGAAAAGAUUUAAAGUAUGGUCGUAUAAAGAAGGAGAGCAGCCACUGGUUCAUGAUGGACCGGUGAAUGAUAUCUACGGUAUUGAGGGACAGUUCAUCGACGAGCUAGGAAAUGUAAUGGGCGGACGGUUUAGUGCUGGCCAGCCUGAAGAAGCUCAUGCCUUCUUCUUGCCCUUCUCCGUUGCCAACAUUGUCCACUAUGUCUACAAACCCAUCACCUCAUCAGCCGAUUUCAACCGGGACCGUCUUCACCGGAUCUUUAAUGACUACGUAGACGUCGUGGCUCGCAAGUAUCCUUUUUGGAACCAAAGCAAUGGCGCUGACCAUUUUAUGGUCUCUUGCCAUGAUUGGGCUCCUGAAGUGUCGGACAGUAAACCAGAGUUUUUUAAGGAUUUCAUAAGAGGGCUAUGCAAUGCCAACACAUCGGAAGGUUUCAGACCAAACAUCGAUUUCUCUAUACCAGAGAUUAACAUUCCUAAAGGGAAGCUAAAACCACCGUUCAUGGGCCAACCCCCUGAAAAUAGGACGAUCUUGGCGUUCUUCGCAGGAAGAGCUCAUGGAUAUAUAAGGGAAGUCUUGUUCAAUCACUGGAAGGGUAAUGAUAGAGACAUUCAAGUGUACGAUGGCCUCACAAAAGGACAAAACUAUCAUGAAUUGAUUGGUCAUAGCAAGUUUUGUCUUUGUCCUAGUGGCUACGAAGUUGCUAGCCCAAGAGAGGUCGAAGCCAUAUACUCAGGUUGCGUCCCUGUUGUGAUAUCCAAUAACUACUCGCUUCCAUUCAGUGAUGUGCUUGAUUGGAGCAAGUUUUCGGUUGAAAUCCCGAUCGACAAAAUAUCUGAAAUCAAGAGGAUUUUACAAAAGAUCCCACAUGAUAAGUAUCUACGGAUGUACAAAAAUGUUAUGAAGGUUAAAAGGCAUUUUGUGGUGAACCGUCCUGCUCAACCGUUUGAUGUUAUCCACAUGAUACUUCACUCUGUUUGGUUAAGGAGGCUUAACAUUCAGUUGCCCUCGUGA
Messenger RNA from Eutrema salsugineum, 1414 nucleotides. Its product is annotated as probable glycosyltransferase At3g42180. The record is from RefSeq and is a predicted model, not a curated record. NCBI's taxonomy places the organism in Eukaryota, Viridiplantae, Streptophyta, Magnoliopsida, Brassicales, Brassicaceae. Gene Ontology annotation, molecular function: glycosyltransferase activity. The coding region runs from base 23 to 1414 and encodes 463 amino acids. The transcript is spliced from 4 exons.